Myripristis murdjan (pinecone soldierfish) is the source of this 1164-nucleotide messenger RNA. RefSeq names its product cellular repressor of E1A-stimulated genes 1 (gene creg1). NCBI's taxonomy places the organism in Eukaryota, Metazoa, Chordata, Actinopteri, Holocentriformes, Holocentridae. The record is from RefSeq and is a predicted model, not a curated record. The transcript has 5 exons. The coding region runs from base 179 to 814 and encodes 211 amino acids.
GUUCAAAAAAGCUCAUAACUUUUAUUUUUUAUUUUUUUAUCCUUACCGUUUUAUCUGCCGUGACGCCGCGGGGGAGGUUGUUCCGAGAGACUCUUACUGUGAAGCUGCAGAGCGGAAGUGUGUGUGUGUAUUUGAGGCUCGGCGGUCGCCCCGGUGCCCGCAGAACCCCGACCCGACCAUGAGCGCUCUCGUCCCGGCUGUGUGCGCACUGCUGCUCGGCCUGCUGGCCUCCGGCGCGCGGAUCCCGCCUCACGACCAGGUGGCCCGGGUCGCGCGCUUCGUCGCCCACAGGUGCGACUGGGCCUCCAUGGCGACCAUCUCCACGCACGAGCCGGUGGUGGGACAGCCCUUCUCCAACGUGUUCUCCAUCAGCGACGGGCCGGCCGGCUCCGGCUCCGGGGUGCCCUACCUGUACCUGACCCGCAUGGAGAUCUCCGUGCAGGACCUGCAGGUGCGUCCCGUGGCGUCUCUGUCCAUGUCUCUGGCUCAGACUGAUUACUGCCGGCAGCAGGGCUACGACCCCCAGAGCCCGCUGUGCGCCCACAUCAUCCUGUCUGGAUCUGUGCAGGAGGUGAACGGGACGGAGGCUGACUUUGCUAAGAAGUCUCUGUUCAGUCGACACCCUGAGAUGAUCGACUGGCCGUCCGACCAUAACUGGUUCUUCGCCAAGUUCAACAUCACGCAGGUGUGGGUGCUGGAUUAUUUUGGCGGUGUGAAGACGGUCACUCCGGAGGAAUAUUUCAGCGUCACGCCUCAUGGGAAGUCGCACCACGGCGCAGGGGGCGCUGCGACCUGCGACCACAUGACGGCCUAAGGGGGUGGAGUGGGAUUCAAACCGACAACCCGCCGCCAGAAGAGCCAAAUGUCCAAACGCCAGCAGAGCGGCACUGAUCAACAGGAGCCGAUCACUGAUUAUCAGAUAUUGAUCAAUCAGGGCUGAUAUUGAUUAUCAGGAUUGAUUAUCACUAACUUAGUGAUAAUAUUCAGUUGUAGUGAAAUUGAUAGUUGCAGUGAAAUAUUUACACAACACUAACCCUGCUUUGAAUCCAUAUGUUUUUAUUAACAUGUUAUAUUAGUACAAAAAAAAAGCAAAAAAAAAAAAAAAAAAAAAAAAAUCCUCUGAAUUUUUUUGUGGAAAAAAGACAAGAAAUCUUUGUUUGUGAU